AUGACCAUUUCGAGUUCAAGUUCUGAGGCGAGCUCCGAAACUUCGGAGACUGGAACGUCUUCAGGAGAUCCAGCGGUCCGAAAACCUUGGUGCCGAUGGUUGCCCCGAUCGUACCUGCUGGUCUUGGUGAUCAAUGCCACUGCGACCCUUCUGCUGUGGCCUGCUGAUGCUGAGUAUCCUCAUGGCUGGCACGAUGAUCCUCCUGUCUGUCAACUUCAGAUGCGACUCUUCUUCUUUGGGCUGAUGCUGUCGAGUUUGGGAGCCGGCUGUGUAGCAGCCUUUCUGGUGAGAAGGGCGGAAGCUUCAGAUCAUACAAAGAGGGCCUGUGGCUAUGCCAUAAUCAACUGGAUUCAAGCCAUGUUGGGCUCACUGGGGAUGACCAGUCCAGGGGCAGGGUACUGCAGGUAUGGAGUGACACCAAGCCCCAGGUUUGGAGGCAACAUUUGGCAUUCUGCACUUGCCAUGUGCCGAUUGCUGCUGUAUCUCGUUGCUUCCUUCUGGAUGCAGACGCUCAUCGCCUCACGGCUGGAUCUCUUGGAGCAAUCUUCCAAUCGGAACUACCGCAGUGGCUGCUUUCGCAGACUGAUGUGGGCCCAAGUCUUUGGGACAGCAGUGGCUCUGCUUCCCAUUGCGGGCAUAGUUCAUGAGAUCAUUACGGAUGAUAGCUACAGCGGAAGUAUAAUUUUCGCUACAAGUAUCAUGAGUCUGAGCGCAAUAGGAGGCAUCACAUUGCUGUGCAAUGUGGCAGCGAGCAUCGUGGCCAUUUGCUCUUUCCGAAAGUCUUACUCGGAGCUGCGGAGGAUUUGUCGCCUGGCAGAAGCCAAUGAGGUGCCGAUCUCCGCACGAUCUUCCUUGAGACGAGCCCGAAGGUUUGCUGGUCUGCAAGGGUUGGGUGUAUCGUUUAGCCUCCUGUUCACGGUUCUGCUCGUUCCAGCACGUGUUGUUUCUAUGCUUCUGCCUUAUGACUAUGACUCUUUGAAGGUGGUCUUGUUUCUUAUUCAAGCUUUUGAUGCCCUGGGAAAUGCUGUGGCCGUUCUCCUUCUGUCCGGCAGUCACAGGAUGGCCAAAGUUGAAAGGAGUCAGGGGAGCCACAGGAGCUGGAAAGUCGAAAAGCCUGAGCAUAGGAGAAACCAACAGACUUCGCAUGAAGAUGUGAACUGGACCAGCAAGGUGAAAGAACUUUCAAUGCGGGGGAUGACUUUGAGGAGCCUCCUGACGUUCUAUCAAGAAAACCUCCCUUCAAUGCCAGAUUGGAAAUAUGCGCCCAGGGAACACAAGACCAGAGAUGUGGUCCGAAGAGCGAUCAUCCCAUUGACUAGCAGAGAAGAAUGUGCAUUCUCAGUUUCAGCUUUCAACAAGGAUGGUCCGAAACGGGCACAAGUCAUGGUGACCCACAAUUGGGGCAACUUGUUUAGCGACCUGCUGGCUGCAGUGCUGUCGGAUGCCCUGCAGGACCUUCUGGCGAAAAUGGGGCGGUUGAAUCACACGUAUUGGAUCUGUGCAUUUGCUGUGAACCAACACAUCAGCAUCUGCCACAGCAACCCGUAUGACCGGGAUCCUUUCACAGAUCAGCUGCACCCAGUGUGCCACUGCAAAAGCACAAACAUCAUUGACUCGGAUGGCCGAAGUGCUUCGUCAGAGAUCAAUAAGUUUGAUGACAUGAUGCGUCUUCUUGCCACGACUGGGGGAUGCCGACAAGUGAUUGCAGUGGACAAACCUCUGGAUUUGUUUCGCCGUGCCUGGUGCGUGGCUGAGAUUGCGGAAGCCAAACGUUUGCAGAUGGACCAGUCAUUGAAACUCUGGUCCAAAGCAACGCUUCAAGAACGCGCCCGGACAUUGGAAAACCUGGAUGUGCGGGACAUGCGUGCCUCCUCGGAAAAGGACAAGGAACUCAUCCUUGGCAAGAUUCAGGAUGUAGAUGAUUUCAAUGCCAAGCUUCAAGUGCUCAUUUUUGAUCCAAAAUCGGGCCUUGUUGCCACAUGGAAUGCCAUGGAUAGCCUGCAGCAGAUUGGUGAAGUGGGCCGGCUCAUUCGAUGGGGCCUGGCAGAUGCAGGAUGUUGGAGCAACCGGGAGGCGGAGGCCAGCUCCGAAACUUCGGAGACUGGAACGUCUUCAGGAGAUCCAUGGUUGCCCCAAUCGUACAUGCUGGUCUCGGGUUCUGAGGCGAGCUCCGAAAGUUCGGAGACUGGAAAGUCUUCAGGAGAUCCAUCGGUCCGAAAACCUUGGUGCCGAUGGUUGCCCCGAUCGUACCUGCUGGUCUUGGUGAUCAAUGCCACUGCAACCCUUCUGCUGUGGCCUGCUGAUGCUCAGCAUUCAUUUACCUGUCCACUCAACAUGCGUCUCUUCUUCUUUGGGCUGAUGCUGUCAAGUUUCGCAGCCGGCUGUGUAGCAGCCUUUCUGGUGAGAAGGGCUGAAGCUUCAGAUCAUACAAAGUGGGCCUGUGGCUAUGCCAUAAUCAACUGGAUUCAAGCCAUGUUGGGCUCACUGGGAAUGAACAAUCCUGCAGUGGUUGGUGGCUGCAGGUAUGGAGUGAUACCACCUGGAUGGGAACUCGGAGGCCUAAUUUCGUAUUUUGCACUUGCAUUGUGCCGAUUGCUGCUGUAUCUCGUUGCCGCUUUUUGGAUGCAGACACUCAUCGCUUCACGGCUGGAUCUCUUGGAGCAAUCUUCGAAUCGGAACUACCGCAGUGGCUGCUUUCGCAGACUGAUGUGGGCCCAAGUCUUUGGGGCAGCAGGGGUUUUGCUUCCCAUUGCAGGCAUAAUCUAUGAGACCAUUACGGGUGGUAUGAGCAUUUUCCGUACAAGUAUCAUGAGCCUGUUCGCAAUAGGAGGCAUCACAUUGCUGUGCAAUUGGGCAGCGAGCAUAGUGGCCAUUUGCUCUUUCCAAAAGUCUUAUUUGGAGCUGCGGAGGAUUUGUCGCCUGGCAGAAGCGAAUGAGGCGCCUAUCUCCGCAAGAUCUUCCUUAAGACGAGCACGAAGGUUUGCUGGUCUGCAAGGGUUGGGUGUAUCAUUUAGCCUCGUGUUCACGCUUCUGCUCGUUCCAGCACGUGUUGUUUCUAUUGCUGUUGUUUUCAAAGUUGGAGGCUAUGACUUUGACGGCUAUGACGCGUUGACCGUGGUCUUGUUUCUUAUUCAAGCUCUUGAUGCUCUGGGAAAUGCUGUGGCCGUUCUCCUUCUGUCCGGCAGUCACAGGAUGGCCAAAGUUGAAAGGAGUCAGGGGAGCCACAGGAGCUGGAAAGUCGAAAAGGCCGAGCAUAGCAGAAACCAACAGACUUCGCAUGAAGAUGUGAACUGGACCAGAAAGGUGGAAGAACUUUCAAUGCGGGGGAUGACUUUGAGGAGCCUCCUGCAGUUCUAUCAAGAAAACCUCCCUUCAAUGCCAGAUUGGAAAUAUGCGCCCAGGGAACACAAGACCAGAGAUGUGGUCCGAAGAGCAAUCAUCCCAUUGACUAGCAGAGAAGAAUGUGCGUUCUCAGUUUCAGCUUUCAACAAGGAUGGUCCGAAACGGGCACAGGUCAUGGUGACCCACAAUUGGGGCAACUCGUUCAGCGACCUGCUGGCUGCAGUGCUGUCGGAUGCCCUGCAGGAAUGCAGUUUCAGCUUGCCAGCAGAACUUCUGCAGGAGGAGUGCGCUUUCCUGCAAGACCUUCUGGCGAAAAUGGGGCGGUUGGAUGAGACGUACUGGAUCUGUGCGUUUGGUGUGAACCAGCACAUCAGCAUCUGCCACAGCAACCCGUAUGACCGGGAUCCUUUCACAAAUCAGCUGCACCCAGUGUGCCACUGCAACAGCACAAACAUCAUUGACCCGGAUGGCCGAAGUGCCUCGUCAGAGAUCAACAAGUUUGAUGACAUGAUGUCCCUUCUGGCAACGACUGGAGGAUGCCGACAAGUGAUUGCAGUGGACAAAUCUCUGGAUUUGUUUCACCGUGCCUGGUGUGUGGCUGAGAUUGCGGAAGCCAAACGUUUGCAGAUGGACCAGUCACUGAAACUCUGGUCCAAAGCAACGCUGCAAGAACGUGCCUGGACAUUGGAAAAUUUGGAUGUGCGGAACAUGCGUGCCUCCUCCGAAAAGGACAAGGAACUCAUCCUUGGCAAGAUUCAGGAUGUAGAUGAUUUCAAUGCCGAGCUUCAGGUGCUCAUUUUUGAUCCAAAAUCAGGCCUUGUUGCCACAUGGAAUGCCAUGGAUAGCCUGCAGCAGAUUGGUGAAGUGGGCCGGCUCAUUCGAUGGGGCCUGGCAGAUGCAGGCAGUGGAAAAGUUGAAGUUUUUUUUUCUCUGCCUGCCUUCAGACAGCGACAGAUGGGCCCUGCAGCGCAGGAGCAGUCUCAACGACCAGCUCAGUUGCUGGCGCUGAAAUAUCCAGGAGCUGGUAGAGAUGGCCAUUCAGAAGAUGACUGCCUGGCAAAGUUACAGGUGCACCGGUUGAGCCCAGAGCCACGAACGUACGUGAGCGAAGUGACAGGCGUGGAAAGCUGCCAGCAUGGCCGUCAGCCCACCAGCUCUCUGUCGAGCGACUGGAGCACUUGGAAGGGUCAGGGCGCCCCAGCGGUUGCGAGCUCCGAAACUUCGGAGACUGGACAGUCUUCAGGAGAUCCAUCGGUCCGAAAACCUUGGUGCCGAUGGUUGCCCCGAUCGUACCUGUUGGUCUUGGUGAUCAAUGCCACUGCGACCCUUCUGCUGUGGCCUGCUGAUGUUCCUGCUGAUGUUUGGGAUGUUGAUCCCUGUCCACUCAAAGUUCGACUCUUCUUCUUUGGGCUGAUGCUGUCGAGUUUGGGAGCCGGCUGCGUAGCAGCCUUUCUGGUGAGAAGGGCUGAAGCUUCAGAUCAUACAAAGUGGGCCUGUGGCUAUGCCAUAAUCAACUGGAUUCAAGCCAUGUUGGGCUCACUGGGAAUGGACAAUCCAACGUCAGGGUACUGCAGGUAUGGAGUGAUACCACCUGGAUAUUCUGCACUACUAAUUUGGUAUUCUGCACUUGCAUGGUGCCAAUUGCUGCUGUAUCUCGUUGCCGCUUUCUGGAUGCAGACACUCAUCGCUUCACGGCUGGAUCUCUUGGAGCAAUCUUCCAAUCGGAACUACCGCAGCAGCUGCUUUCGCAAACUGAUGUGGGCCCAAGUCUUUGGGGCAGCAGUGGUUCUGCUUCCCAUUGCUGGCAUGGUUCAUGAGAUCAUUACGUGUGAUAGCUACAGCGAUAGUAUCAUUUUCGUUACAAGUGCCAUGAGUCUGAGCGCAAUAGGAGGCAUCACAUUGCUGUGCAAUGCGGCAGCGAGCAUAGUGGCCAUUUGCUCUUUCGGAAAGUCUUACUUGGAGCUGCGGAGGAUUUGUCGCCUGGCAGAAGCCAAUGAGGCCUCCAUCUCCGCAAGAUCUUCCUUGAGACGAGCCCGAAGGUUUGCUGGUUUGCAAGGGUUGGGUGUAUCAUUUAGCCUCGUGUUCACGGUUCUGCUCGUUCCAGCGCGUGUUUUUUCUAUUGGUCUUGGAAACUAUGACAGCUAUGACGCUUUGAAGGUGGUCUUGUUUCUUAUUCAAGCUUUUGAUGCCCUGGGAAAUGCUGUGGCCGUUCUCCUUCUGUCCGGCAGCCACAGGAUGGCCAAAGUUGAAAGGAGUCAGGGGAGCCAACGUAGCUGGAAAGUCGAAAAGCCUGAGCAUAGCAGGAACAAACAGACUUCGCAUGAAGAUGUGAACUGGACUAGAAAGGUGGAAGAACUUUCAAUGCGGGGGAUGACUUUGAGGAGCCUCCUGCAGUUCUAUCAAGAAAACCUCCCUUCAAUGCCAGAUUGGAAAUAUGCGCCCAGGGAACACAAGACCAGAGAUGUGGUCCGAAGAGCAAUCAUCCCAUUGACUAGCAGAGAAGAAUGUGCAUUCUCAGUUUCAGCUUUCAACAAGGAUGGUCCGAAACGGGCACAGGUCAUGGUGACCCACAAUUGGGGCAACUCGUUCAGCGACUUGCUGGCUGCAGUGUUGUCGGAUGCCCUGCAGGAAUGCAGUUUCAGCUUGCCAGCAGAACUUCUGCAGGAGGAUUGCGCUUUCCUGCAUGACCUUCUGGCGAAAAUGGGGCGGUUGGAUGAGACGUAUUGGAUCUGUGCGUUUGCUGUGAACCAGCACAUCAGCAUCUGCCACAGCAACCCGUAUGACCGGGAUCCUUUCACAAAUCAGCUGCACCCAGUGUGCCACUGCAACAGCACAAACAUCAUUGACCCGGAUGGCCGAAGUGCUUCAUCAGAGAUCAACAAGUUUGAUGACAUGAUGACUUUGCUGUGUCAUGCAUGCCGGGCUUGCGCCCACAUUCAUGCCAAUUCGUUUCUUGUAGAGAUGCAAUUUUUGCUGGCCCUUUUGUCUUGGGGUCUCAUGACUGGUUUUCUUUUGCAGAUUUUGAAAGCCCAGAUCGUGGGGGUCUUGGGCCCCUCCAUAUGUCAGCCUUGCUAUCGUUGUCCUUCGCUCUGGCUUGGCCGUAAUUCACUGCUACUUGGCCGGUUGGUGGCUCAUUCUCCCGCUGCUCUUUCGCGCGGCGCCAUGCCCGAGAUGUUCAUCGCACACCUGCGAUCUUUAGGAUCGCUUGCACGAGCGCGUAUUGCGGAAGCCAAACGUUUGCAGAUGGACCAGUCAUUGAAACUCUGGUCCAAAGCAACGCUGCAAGAACGCGCCCGGACAUUGGAAAAUUUGGAUGUGCGGGACAUGCGUGCCUCCUCCGAAAAGGACAAGGAACUCAUCCUUGGCAAGAUUCAGGAUGUAGAUGAUUUCAAUGCCGAGCUUCAGGUGCUCAUUUUUGAUCCAAAAUCAGGCCUUGUUGCCACAUGGAAUGCCAUGGAUAGCCUGCAGCAGAUUGGUGAAGUGGGCCGGCUCAUUCGAUGGGGCCUGGCAGAUGCAGGCAGUGGAAAAGUGUGGAAAGCAUGGGACGGCCACAACUGA
Messenger RNA from Cladocopium goreaui, 6900 nucleotides. The record is from the annotation of a GenBank genome assembly. Lineage: Eukaryota; Dinophyceae; Suessiales; Symbiodiniaceae.